Fusarium sp. VM40 is the source of this 1413-nucleotide messenger RNA. The record is from the annotation of a GenBank genome assembly. Lineage: Eukaryota; Fungi; Ascomycota; Sordariomycetes; Hypocreales; Nectriaceae.
AUGCGCCAGUCAACCACGCCUCAGCCAACUGGUCCAGAGAGCAUCUCUUCUUCGCGGGUUUCUAAGCUUGCCAGAAGACCGCACCGCAAGUCGAGGAACGGAUGCUUCAACUGCAAGAGACGAAAAGUCAAGUGUGACGAGGUGAAGCCUGCAUGUGCCAACUGUGUGCGCUUUGGCAUCCCCUGCGACUUUGCACCACAACCGCCAUCCAGCGACGACUCAGCUCCGCAAAGGUCUCCUCCAGAGAUACUAUCAGUCCUAGCAGAGCCCGUCACUACACCACGUCGUGGUCCUGGCCGACCACGCAAGGACUGGGCUGCGCUCACGCGACCACCACCGCCGCCGCCGCCAGCGUCAGCAUCAGACAGAGCUACCACAUCUCCAUCUUCUGCUGCAGCUACACCAGCUUCUUCUUCAACAAUAUCAAACUCGCAGAUAUGUUCCUUGAAUGUUGCUGACGCUGAGUUGCUCUUCCACUUCAUGACCAACACGUCCAAGACCUUGCACGAUAGUGAUGACCCUGCUGACAGCAUCGCAUCGUUCUGGUCACAAAACGUGCCUCAGAUUGGUCUCUCUUAUCACUUUGUCCUUCAUAUGAUGCAUGCCCUGGCUGGUUAUCAUCUUGUUUACCAAGAACAGAAAGGAACUGAGCGGCAUUCCCAAAACCUUGCUCUCGCAGCACACCAUGCGGAACUUGGUAUUUCUGAAAUGAAUAGGACAUUAACGAACCUUAACGAGACAAACUGCGGAGCCCUAUAUGUUGCAGCGGUUCUCGUAUGCUACUGCACCUUUGCCGCUGGUCCAACAGGUCCUGACGACCUUCUUAUAUGUGUUGUUGGUGGUGGGAUUUCGCAGAGGUGGCUUCCAGUGAUCCACGGCGUUCGGCUGAUUCGACAGAGUAUUGAACCAGCAACACUCUUUACGGGCCUCACGGCUCCUCUUGGUGGUGGCGCAAAAUCAGAAGCAGAAGACCUAAGGCCUGAGUAUCUGGUUCAGGGGUUCCCCCACAUCGACUGGGUUGGCCCUCUCGAGAAGCUUCGAAAUUGGAUAGCAUCUCACGACAACCCAGACACUGCUUUAUACCUGAGGGUUCAUAAAUCGUUAUGCGAUGUAUACGAGGCCAACUAUGGUAACUCGGAGGGGGUUAUCGGUGUUCCAAUAAGUAACAAACUUGUUUUUGGGUGGCUUUACCGCAUGCAAGAUCUGUUUGUUGGGUGUCUACAGCGAAAAGCCCCACAGGCUCUACUUCUGUUAGCAUAUUACGUCCCCUUGUUCAAGACAAUGAGAAGAUGCUGGUAUAUGGAUGGGUGGGCGGAACAUCUGCUCGAUAGGAUACAUGGGCUGUUAAACACGGAUUUACUAGGAUGGUUAGAUUGGCCAGUCGAGAUAUGUAGACAGCCAGAGGACAUAUAG